UUGCACAGAACGGUUAUCGUCAGGUUGCUAGACAACUUGGGAACCAGAAGAGCCGGUCUGUUUAAAUAGCCACUAGGUAAAUAUUUACGUGUACGAUCACAUGGAUAUCAAGUUUAGUUUUGUUUUUUUUUUCUUCCAUCUUUUUUUCGGCGCUACCGUUCUUCUUGGAAACUGGAGUAAUGUGCUCGUUGUGGCCUCAACGACGGAGGCUGGCCGUGCUUUUGUAUAUUUAGUGCAUAAACUCCUUGAAGAUGAGCGCUUUUGCUUGGAGCUGCUACUCCAACAAGCCGCCUCUGACAGUCUGUGGGAUUGCCCUGUGUUCCUUUCCUGCGCAAUCUAAAUAUAAGUCGGUGACAAAUAGUCCAAAUACAGUAGCAACCCAACUGUGAUGUGGGGGUGGUGCUGAGAGAACAGCUCCUUCUCCAAAGUCCCCCCUCUGUUGGAUCCGGAGCCCGUCAGGAGAAGGUGGCAGAGAGCCUCAGCUCCCACCUGCGCUCGAUUUUUCUCUCCCCCUCUCCUUAUUAUCAUGAAGAGACAAAACGCCAGGACUCUCGCCCUCAUCAUGAGCAUCCUCACCUACCUGGUGGUCGGAGCGGCCGUCUUCGAGACCCUGGAGUCGAAGCAGGAGAAAAGUCACAAGAGGAAGCUCGACGCCAGAAAGUACGAACUCAUGCGCAAAUAUAACUUGACCAAAGAGAACUUCGAAGAGCUCGAGCACGUCGUUUUACAGCUCAAUCCUCACAAAGCAGGGGUCCAGUGGAAAUUUGCUGGGUCCUUUUACUUCGCCAUCACUGUGAUUACGACGAUAGGUUAUGGCCACGCGGCGCCGAGCACCGACUCAGGGAAAGUGUUCUGCAUGUUCUACGCCCUCCUAGGGAUCCCGCUGACCCUGGUCAUGUUCCAGAGUCUGGGCGAGAGGAUCAACACGUUUGUCAGAUACCUGCUGCACCAAGCCAAGAAGUGCCUGGGAAUGCGUCACACCGAGGUCUCCAUGGCAAACAUGGUGACGGUGGGCUUCUUCUCCUGCAUGAGCACCCUGUGCGUGGGGGCUGUGGCAUUCUCUCACUCGGAGGGAUGGAGCUUUUUAAAUGCCUUCUACUACUGCUUCAUUACACUCACCACUAUUGGCUUUGGAGACUACGUGGCUCUGCAGAAGAAUGAGGCCCUGCAGAAUGACCCUAAAUAUGUGGCUUUCUGCUUUGUUUACAUCCUCACGGGCCUGACGGUGAUUGGAGCGUUCCUAAACCUGGUGGUGCUUCGCUUCCUGACCAUGAACACUGAGGAUGAACGCAGGGACGCCAAGGAGAAGGCAUUGCUCUCUGUCAGUAAGCCCAGAGGAGAGGUGGCUCAUCUGUUACCAGUCUCAAUAUCAGCUUCCUCCACACCUGUAGCAGAUAACACCACAAAGGCUAAAGAUUUAAAAGGUGUCUACACUGAAGUGCUUCAAUUCCAGACUAUUUGCUCCUGCUUAUGGUACAGGAGCGAGGAGAAGGAGCAGGACUCCAUACCCAACAUGAUCCCUCAGGAGAUGACAUUCUCCGAUGCCUACUUGCAGCAGAACAAUGACUGUGCUCACUACAUGGAGCCUGGCUCAACAGGCUGCGUUUGCAGUCCACGUCAGUGCACGAGCAUAAGCCCAAUAUCAGGCCUACACAUUUUCUCUCCAUUCAGGAUGUUUAAGAGACGCAGCUCCGUGUAGCCUUUUCAGCACAACAGAUUUCAUUACAGCAUAAUUUGUCUAUAACUGCCAAGUGGGCAGCAGAUACUUGGCAGUCCUCAGCAAAGACAUGACUGCAAGUCGAUGUUUGUGGUGCUACAAUCCCAGUAAUCCAGAAGCAUAACGUGCAAAAAGGGAAAAAAAAGCACAUAGAGUACUGUAAACACAAAUAUAUAUAUUUGAGCAACAUCACAGUGUUUUUAACUGAGGUGUUAUUCGAGGGCAUCCAGUAUGCUUUGAGGAAUCCUGUAGGUGUGUCGAAAUUGAUCUGGUUAGCUGCACAUGAACAAUACGUCUGCGCAGUGUGUAGGUAAGAGCAGAGGCUUCGGAGCGGUGGCACAGUGAAAGGGUGACAUAAAAAAAUGAAUAAAUGAUUAAAACCUGUCAGUCAGCAGGUCUCAAAAGCUAAACUUUGUGUUUUUGGUAAUAAUCUCAGAGGUGCUGAUUCAACUCAGGGGUUAUUUCUUAAUGUUGUAGCUGGUCGGUGUUUUCCUUUGAUAGGCACGCAUCAUGAUGAUUUUCUGGACUUUUUCCACCAUGGUGUUUGUGACUGGGCUCAUUUCAGUUGCCUUAUGUCGCCCUGAAACAAAUCGUGAUUGUCAAAGCUUCAGAAAAGCUGAUACAUACCAGAAAUUUCAUGUGACUCAUGUGUAGCUGCCCCUGGUGUUAAGACUUCUAGGGCUCUUUGCCCAAAGUACAGGUGCAUCACAGACACUACUAAAUUACGUAACGUGACAAGUGGGUAGGUUAAAAAAUAAAUCACAUCUCAAGCGCAGUUAAAAAAUCCAUUUGGAAAUAAGUGCGGUGAUCACAAGUAGACACUUAUCAGCACUGAGCGAAACGCUCUCAACUGGAUUAGUUGUGUAACACUGAAAGCACUAUUUUAAAAAUUACUUGUGGGAAGAAGCAAGAACUCCAACAGCCCCAUCAAAAAGGAGCAUUGCCAACUUUCUAUAUGUGCUUUAUUCAUGUCCCCGUGAACAUUAAAAUCAAAGCUCCUGUGUGUUUAGAUCGAGACUUACACAGAUAAUUUUCCAAAUACAGUAAACACCUGGUGACAUUGCCAAGAUACCUGCUAAGUGGCAGGAGUUUGUUAAAACGCUGAUACCUUUUUACCCCCUAAAGCUCACUUAUUAACAAGCAUUCUGUUUCACUGACUUUUUUGUACAAACGAAAAAGUGUUAAAUGUCAAGCUGUGAACAGCUUUUUAGUUCAUGUGCCAAGCCAAGUAAUCACCUCCCAUUAAACCACAAGUUGUAUUUUUUACACUGAUUAAAUAAAAGAAUUGUUUUAAUGUUUACAUGUUUGAGCCACUGAGAAGUAAUUUAGAAUUAAGGGAAUAGAUCUAAGCCAAAAACCUAAGAUCUAAGACAGAUAUGAAGCACACCUCUGGAUCAAAAAGUAGAAGCAGGCUAUUUGAGCAGCAGCUUGGAGUGGCAGGGGGUACAGUGGAUAAUAAGCUGGUUGCCAAUCACAGACAAUUAUGUCACAAUGGGCUGAGCCUGGGUGAUUGAUGGAAAAGGAAAAAUCCACCCUCAGCUAGUAUUUCCUGUGUUUCUGAACCCAGUUUGGUGCUUAGUGGUGUAUUUUUCUGUGGGCGACAUGAUGCGAUGUCACACUCAGUUUAUUUCCAGCAGCUUCAAUAGAUGAUUAACUUCUUAAGGUAUUUCAUUUAUUUAAGAAAAAAAAGCACUAAAAUCUUUUUUAUUGAUUUUUGGAUGGAUGCAGAAAUUUAUUGAAACAUGCAAAUGUAAUAUAGAAAACAGGGCAAAAACAGAGUCUCUCGCUCAGAUUUUGCUAAUGACCACAUUGAUUCUUUAAAACAGCCUGAACUCUCUAAAGCAGAAUUCCUUCUCAUUUCUUUAUGUAGUCUUCAGGAAUAGUUUUCCUGGCUUCUUGAGGAACAUUCAAAUUUCCUUUUGGGUUGUUGACUCCCUUUUGUUCUGUUCAGUGUCAAGAUGAUCCCACACUGCUUCAAUAAUGUUGGUGUCCGGGCUCUGGGGAGGCUGAUCCUCAACUGAUAGUGUUCCAGGUAUGUUUUCGCUGCACUGGGAUUGUGUUUGGGAUCAUUGUCAUGCAGAAAAAUGAAGCCGUUUCCAAGCAGACGCUUUCUAGAUGGUAUUAUAUGGUGGAUCAAAAUCUGAUGAUCUCUAAGUGAUGAAAUCUGUGUUCAUAUUUCCAUCAAUUUUAACAAGAUCCCCAACGCCACUGGCUGAAAUGUAGUACCAAACCAUCAAAGAGUCUCCAACAUCUUUCACAGAUGGCUGUACGCACUCACAAGACCACGGCUUUCCUUGCUGCUUCCUUUCCUUAAAAAUUACUUCUUGACAGUGUGCCAUUUUUCAUAUAUUCAACGAAUGAAGUGGCAACUAAUUAUGUGUGUAUUAAGUUAUCUGCUAUGUGUAGGUACAAGACUGGUUCAUCCCUUGGGUUAGGUGCUGUUUUUGUUUGAAUGAUUCAUAUAGGUCAGUGUUGAGUGGCUUAACAAACAAAGAAAAACAUUCCUCUGAAAAUGGUUGAGUACAAGGACUGGACUGAAAAAGAGUGAAAAAGGACAUAAUAAGCCUGGAGAACUUAAUCAAGACCAUUAAGAUUUCAAGAAAGUCCGGCUCCAUGGAAGCAAAGACAAGGAAAUGAGGGGUGGCUCAAGACUUUUGCACAUACUGUAGCUAAAAUUAAUAUUUAUUUAUUAUUUAAAUUGUGGUAGAUUAAUUUUCUGUUCAUCAGCUAAUAGAUUAAGUAAUAAAUUAUUGUAAAUUUAUACAAAAACACAAAAGCUGUCAGAUCCUACCUGUUCUCUCUGGAUUUUUGUAACAUGUGUAAACUCUCCACCUGAGGCACAAACACAUGAGUCAUGAUUUUAUUCAGUGUUGCUCUGGAAACAAAGUGAACGUCACAAAUUCUUGAGGAUUUGGCUGUUUUGUUUUUUUCUUUAAACUUUUUUUUUUUUUUUUUGGCUUAAGAGGGAAAUCCUGAACGCUAUUUUAUGCACGUCUGGGUCUGAUCUGAUCUGUGUUACUGGAACUGACCUUUUGUGGUGGAUGGAAAUAAAUCAGUGCUGUCCACACAUGAUAAAGGAAGGAAAACAAUGAAUGUGACUUUUUGCCUCAUAAAAUAGCAGUCAGUUGUACAUUUCGUGCAAGUACUGCAUUAGUUUAAAGUAGUAGAUCACGUUGCGUAUAAAGCGCCUUGAGUCUAUAUAAAUAACAUUGAAUUGAACUGAAUUGAAAGUUGCAAUGGCACAAAGGUUUCUGUUCUUCUUGCUGUUUUCCAUGAUGACAAAGGCUUAAAUAGUACUUGAACAAUCAAAGAGCACUUGAAUUUUUUUAUACAUACCCUGCCAAGGAUUGUAUGUAUAGUUGAGACUAUUCAUUUGUCCGACAAUACAAAUCCCUCUGAUCAUAAAACAGUACACAAUACUGUACUGUUUUGUGCUAUCAUGGGGGGGAAAAAGAAAAAAACAUCCAUAGAAAUACCGAAAAUUUGAAUAUUUUAUCCAAUAAAUGAAUAAUAUUGAGUUUUAACUGUUGUUUUCCUGCUCACAAAAUCACCAUCUACAGGCCAUAUAAGCUGUAAUCAUGUGACUUAUGAUCUCCAUGCUGCUUAUCAACAUGUGCUGUGUGAAAGAAAAAAAAAAAAGCCUGCUGAAUGUAUAGAAAUGACUGUUUGGUCCAGAUGGUUUCCCCCUGGGAAUUCUGACUUCAGUCCAGUUCUGGACAACCUACAGCAGGUUAGUCACGAGCAAAAGUUUGGCAAUGCAUCAUUAUGUCAUAGAAACACGUCACUUUGAUGCUGCACUUUCAGUUUAGGGGAAGGUGCUGAUGUUUGAGCUUUAAAUAUGCUACCAGAACACAACUCUUUUUUUUCUUUUUUUUCUUUUUAAUUAAAAACUGAUUUGGCUAUUAUAGACCAAUGAGAGAAAGUCUUACUGUUUCCUUGGCAAUAUGUGUCACUGAUAUCUGAAGUCUUAAAUCACCAUUUUCAUUAAAGGAAUACAGUUUCAAAAAUGUAAUAAUUUGCAAUUGUGCAAUAAAAUAAAGGUAUGUGUAAAAGUUGGGGGUUUUGGACUAUCUUGUUUAAGGUCAAAUAUUGUUUUUAUAUAUUAUAAAUAUAUAGUAUUCUUCAGGAGUGUUGAUUCGUCACUCUUUUUUAAAAAUAUUUCCAAGGAUCUGGACUUUCUUGUACGUUUGGUCUUGAGGAACAGUCAUCUAGUCUUUCUGAAGGUCUUUCAAAGUUUUGGCUGCUUUUUCACUUUCCAGUCCAGUCCUUGUACCUGACAUAUCUCAACAAACUUUUGGUUCUGCUCACUGAAACCUCAUCAGCAAUGGUCUCAGGUGCCAACAGGUCUUAUGGGGUGAUGAAUCCAAAUUUGAUAUUUUUUUCCCAAGUGGAUACAGAGGAGAUCAGUUGGUGACAUCAUCUGGCCACCAUCUCAUAAUAGUUUCAAAUUUAAGUAUGAAAAUGACCCCAAACAGGAUGCCAGUGCAGUGAAGGUAUACCUGGAUAUUAUUGAAGUGGAGCUUUGCCGUCCUUCAAGAAGCCUGGAGAAUGAUUCCUGAAGUCUACUUAAAGAAAGCUUGUCCAAGAGAGUUCAGAAGAAUAAGAAUACUAUACUGUAUUUCCACAUGUGUUUGCAUCUUUUAACAAACUACAUCUAUUUCCCAUUUUUCUGAAAAAACAAGAAAAAAAGAAAGAAAUUAGAGGUGGCUCAAGACAUUUGCGCAGUUCCACAUUAUGAUAUCAACUCUGUGAAAAGCUGAAAACUUUCUUCUGUUUUUCGUGAACCCUCAGAUUUAUUUUGAGCCUGUUGUUAUAUUUUUGUGUUGAAAACCACUGGUCUGAGUGAUUUUAAGUGAAAGCGGCGCUCUAAUUUUCCAAAAUAAAGCAUCAUUAAAGUGGAUUAGAGGCCCAGUAACAGGAAGCAGCCUCAUUUUAGGCUUUAUAAAAAUAAAGAUUUCUUUAUGCACCUAGAAUGAAAUUGAUACAUCAAAGUGUGCUCAGGGCAAUUAGGACCGCAUCUCGUUAUCAAGAUUUGCCUGCCAUUGCAACAUCAAACCAUCUUGCAAAGCCUGGCUUGGUGCCUGUGAAUCUGCCCUCAGCCAUCAGACAUGAAGCACAAAAAAGCAACAGAAGGACUAUCCAUUCGACAAAUCCCUGUAUUGACCCCCCACGGCUGAAGCAUCUGCUGUUUUCUACUUUGGCUAUAGACCUGAGUAUCUAUGUCAAAGACAAAAAUAGUUUCACUGAGAAGGUCAGCUAUGACCUUACAUCACUUGGUUUCUUCUCUGUUUCUGGGGGAAAAAAUCUGAGCAGGUUAAAACUGAAGGUUUGCCUCUCAUUGUUGCUGCCAAUUAAACAGAUGGACUAAAGUGUCCUUGGUGUUUAUGUGAUUUCAAACAAAAUUUUAUCUUCUACAUUUUCCAACACAAGGUUGAUUUGACAGAUUGGAGAUAAUUAAUUACUCACUGGCAUCUUAAAGUUACA
Messenger RNA from Haplochromis burtoni (Burton's mouthbrooder), 7201 nucleotides. RefSeq names its product potassium channel, subfamily K, member 3b (gene kcnk3b). The transcript has 2 exons. The coding region runs from base 527 to 1699 and encodes 390 amino acids. Gene Ontology annotation, biological process: potassium ion transmembrane transport; stabilization of membrane potential. Gene Ontology annotation, cellular component: membrane. The record is from RefSeq and is a predicted model, not a curated record. Gene Ontology annotation, molecular function: potassium ion leak channel activity; open rectifier potassium channel activity. NCBI's taxonomy places the organism in Eukaryota, Metazoa, Chordata, Actinopteri, Cichliformes, Cichlidae.